AUGAUCUUCAAAGUAAUCAUUGGCUCAAUAGCUAUAUCAUUUGCACUUACUAUACUACUUGUGUUUGGAGACUCCCCGAGUUUUAGAAACACGCCUGUUCAAAAAGCAAGGAUACAGUUACUUAAAGCUACAUCCAAGAUCAGCCAAUUAUAUGAAGUAAUAGAUUCCAAGAGCAAUGGUCGAUUAUUGAACUACCUUGCGUGGGUGGUACCCGUGGGCUAUCUUAUAGUAGUUAGCGUUUGCUUCCAACAGUUUUUGCAAAAAACUUUACCCAUGCUCUUAACAAAUCUUUUCCAACUCGGUUACAUUUUGAUUAGCAUGAUGGCUGUUUUCGCAUCAACAAUUGCUUGCAUCUUUUCUGAUCCGGGCCAAAUCACUCAAGAAAACCUUAAAGGUUACCCUUACCAUCCAAACCAGCUUAUUUUCUUCAAAAACAAGUUCUGCCAUACAUGUCAGGCUGUGAAACCUGCAAGAUCGAAACAUUGUUCUACAUGUGGUCAUUGCUACCUAUUGUACGAUCAUCAUUGCGUUUGGGUGAAUAAUUGCAUUGGUCUUCGAAACUACAAAUGGUUCAUGUUGUUCCUCUUUGCCAACAUCAAUAUGCUUGCUUAUGGAGAUGUGCUUUGCUAUGCAGCAUUAUCCCCACAGAUAAAGAGCUUAAAGGGUAUGUGGCAAGUUAUUACAAAGACUACCGAUGCUAACAAAGUCACCGGCAUAUUUGUAAUUUUAUGCUCCAUCUUUGUUGUCAUAGCAAUUAUGUUUACUGCAUUGCAGUUUAGAUAUAUAUAUCUCGGCGUAACAACUAAUGAACUUGACAAAUGGUCAGAGAUUGAGCAUUUGAUUAGUUAUGGAAUUCUAUUUAAAGUUGACCCUCCCAUUAAUGAUGAGCCUUACGUUGAAAAGGCAUCGUACAAUGGUAGAGUUGUUUAUAUAAGCCUCAAAGAUGAAAAGGUACUAAUUGAUGCUAACAAUGAGUCACAAUUCACCUUGACACCGGUCGAGUCCGUGCAAGAAGAUAUCGAUAAUAUAUAUGAUCGAGGUUUCUGGCAAAAUCUAAAGGAAAGAUUUUAG
Molecule: messenger RNA, 1071 nt
Organism: Lodderomyces elongisporus
Lineage: Eukaryota; Fungi; Ascomycota; Pichiomycetes; Serinales; Debaryomycetaceae
Gene: SWF1
Product: palmitoyltransferase
Exons: 1
Coding region: 1-1071 (356 amino acids)
Biological process (GO): peptidyl-L-cysteine S-palmitoylation; protein targeting to membrane
Cellular component (GO): Golgi apparatus; endoplasmic reticulum
Molecular function (GO): protein-cysteine S-palmitoyltransferase activity
Source: RefSeq, a predicted model, not a curated record